CCUCCCGUUCCGAUCGCCCAAUCCCGUGUUGAAAGCACGUCGCCGGGGUGGUUCUGAUGUGCUGUGGGACGGAUUUGAGAGGAGCAGGAUCUCUGUACCUGUGGUGGAACAGCCGUGGUGCAAGAUGGCAGGUUCAGAGGUUGUGUCUCCACGAUCCUCCCUUGAUAAGUCCAGUCGUUUGUAUGUGGUGGCCUGGACCAACAGGCUCCUGAAGACAGACUUCACAGAUGUGCGAGAGAUGGGCUCAGGUGCGUGUCACUGUCAGAUGAUGGACUACACUUUUCCUGGAUCUGUUGACUUAAGUAAAGUGAAAUUUGAUGCGCAAAGUGAGGAUGACUGCAGGCAUAACUACAGUCUUCUUCAGGAGGCCUUCACCGCGCUCGGGGUCACCAGGACCAUUCCUGUUGAUGAGCUCAUAGAAAGAGAUUUAAAGAGCAGCUUUGAGUUCUUGAAGUGGUUCAAAGUUUUCUACACUGCAAAUGUAAAUGACAAAGAUUACGACCCUGUGAAAGCCCGUAACGGCCAAGCCAUCGACCCACUUCAGUCGUCUGCCCAGUCACGAAGCUCUGACUCAGGAUCCGACGUGGAGAAGAACGGAGAGCGUAAAACACAUCCUUACACUCAUAAGUGGAAGGAAAACUUCAAGUGGGCAAGCCCCAGUAGUAUCGGAGAGCAGUAUACCUACUGCUUGUACUGUAAUAACAACUUAAACACAUUUAAGAACGGGGUCGCUGAGCUUACCCGACAUGCAAACACGAUGAAACACACAAAGAAAGCUGCGGUUUGGCUUCCUUGUAGUGAUGCAGCAGUUCGGUUCAUUAACAGUCACUGUUACACUGGAUCCACUGAAAGAGAACAGGCGCCGGCUAGCUUUGCACGCUGUAAGCUGGGAUCGCAGUACCCUGACGAUAUCGUAUCCAUUUGUCGACACACGCCCUACUGCGUUUACGUUUAUGGAGGGGUGGCAGUUGGAGAGGAAGAUGCGGUCUCUGUGAUUCUCGUGGGUUAUUUCAACGUGGAAAUUUCUAGACACUGCAUCCGAUUUCUGGAUGCCCUUCAGCUGGUGGACGGUGCGGAAGAUCACACAGCAGCAGCGGUGGUGCAGACCUUGAAGAAAUUUGAUCUGUCCACAGAUAAUCUUGCUGCUGCUGUUUAUAUCGGUAGUAAUGGUGAUGCCUCCGAGCAGAUUUACUCACAUCUCAGGGAACUCAACCCAAACGUAGUGGCCUUAGGAGGUCUGUACACCAUCGCUGAUGCCGCUUGUCACGCUGGGCUUAAGGAGCUCCCUAAUUGGGCUCGAGAAAUGAUGGUGGAUCUUCACGCACAUUACUCUUCCCACUCUACUAAUAAUGACAAUCUCAAGGCACUGUUUGGCUCAGAUAUCACCGAGAACGGCAAAGCAUUUUACCUCAACAUUAGUUGCCUUCGAUUUUGCCAGUUGGUGACAAAAAUCUUGGAGGUGUGGACAGAUUUAAUCUCGUACUUCAGUUCUUGUCACGAGGGCGAUGGGAAAGCCAAGUCGAUCUGCUCCCAGCUGAAGGAUCCCAAAGUCCAAGCCACAUUUAUGUUCCUGCAGCAGGCCCUGAAGCCCCUGCAAAGGUUUCACAGUCAAAUCCAGGCAGCUUCUUGGGAUAAUAUGUCCCUUAUCCUAGAAGAAGCCAGCUCUCUUCUGGGCACGUACACGUCUUACUUCCUUCAGCCUCAAGCUGUUAUUGACUACCUCAAGAAACCCGAUCCGGAAAUCCUAAAAAGCAAGGAACUCCAGCUGUCAUUCCAAGAUCUCAACCUGGGAGGCAUGGAAGACUUCCUAAAAGCGUCGAAGGCAACAGCAGUCCUGUCGCAGGUAGAAGAAGAUGCAUUGUCCUUCUAUGUUGCACUCACCGGCUGCAUUGUAGAGAAGCUGCCUUUAAGCGACUUGGAGCUAAAAAGCGUUGGUCAGCUGCUUAACCCUCAGAAAGGGCUGGACAUGACAGCAGCAGCAGUAGAGAAGCUGGGAACAAAGCUGGGGGUCUGCAGCUCCCCUGAGGAGGUCAAAGAGCUCACAGCAGAGUUUCACGAGUAUCAGCUGACUGGAGAGGGAGCGGGGGACAAGACAGCCCUGGUUUCUCUGGAGAAGCACUGGACGCAGACGCUUAAAGACACCAGGACCACCUCUGUCUUCAGGAAGCUUGUUUUGACCCUGCUGUCGUUCCCGUGUCCUCCUCUAGAUUCUCAACGCGUCUUUGCUGAGGCCUUAAAGGACGGAGACUCCGAGAUCUUUUCUGAGACUGAAGAUACUGCAGAAAGGGACUCUGACGCCACCUCUUACUCAGCUCUUAGAAACAGCGCUGAGGUGAAAGACUCCCAGGAUCACACUCCAGAAACAAAUGGCCUUGAUGCGGCGGUGAAGCCUUGUGAAGUUCGCCUCACAAAGAUGAGCUAUCUCAGUGACGGUGUGUGUGGAGUUAAUGGCGGUUUCCAGAAUGAGGGGACCAGUAGGGGAGGUUUUGGCUGGGAGAGCAGCUUACGUCAGAAGCCACCGGCCCGUACGGUGUUUCAGGCUGGUGUUGGCUCCUGGUCCAAACCCAUAGGCCUCGAUGCGGACCGCAGUAACGGUCACAAGUCCAAAGACGAGGCGUCCCCUUUCAGAAAAUCCACUCCAACCAAAGGACAGCACAAACAGUACCAGGAUGGGAAGGGAUUCCAGAUGGGGGAGCUGGUGUGGGGCAAACCGAAGGGCUUUUCCAUGUGGCCUGGGAUGGUGAUGCGUUGGAAAACUAAGUCCUCUCCCCCAGGCAUGAGAAGGGUGGAGUGGUUUGGGGAUGGCAUGUUCUCAGAGAUCUACACUGACAAACUGCUGCCGUUUAGUGCCUUCAGCCGGUGCUUCUGCAAAAAUUCCUUUGCCAGCCUGCCCCUCUACAGGGAAGCUCUCUACCAGAUCAUCGAGUUGGCAGCUGAGCGAUGCGGGAAGUCUUUUGCUCAUGCAGAAGGUAAAGAACAGGAGCUGAAGCUGAUGGUGGACUGGGCUUUUGAAGGAUUUCUGCCUACUGGACCUAAAGGACUCUUACCGGCUGACUCCUGUCCAGUUUCAGAGUCUGCUGACUCCUCCCUGUCUGACUCUCAGCCCGCACCAAAAAGAAAAUAUGUCUUUAAAAGUAAAGCGGUGGCUGUGAUGGUCUUCAACCGAGAAAAGAUCAUAGAAAAUCUCAAAGAGAAAAACAAAACUAUCAGAGAUUUUUGUUUGUCGUGUUCGUCGCCUGAGAUCAACGUGGAACAUCCUUUGUUUGAGGGUGGAUUAUGUCUGAGAUGCAAGGAGAACUUCUCAGAGACGCUAUAUCGCUACGAUGAAGAUGGCUAUCAGUCCUAUUGCACCGUGUGCUGCGCGGGGUCAGAGGUCAUCCUGUGUGGGAACUCCAGCUGCUGCAGAUGCUUCUGUAAGGAUUGUCUGGAAAUCCUGGUGGCUGAAGGAACCUUUGAGAAGCUGAAAGACAUCGAUCCCUGGAACUGCUUCAUGUGUAACCCGUCUCAGUGUGAAGGAAACCUGAAGCUGAGAUCAGACUGGCGUGUCAAGGUUCAAGACUUCUUUGCCAACAACAGCGCCAUGGAGUUUGAGCCUCACAGAGUUUACCCCUCGAUCCCAGCUGAUCAGCGCAGACCAAUCAGAGUUCUGUCACUCUUUGAUGGUAUUGCAACGGGAUAUUUGGUGCUGCGAGACCUCGGCUUUAAGGUGGAGCGAUACAUCGCUUCAGAGAUCUGCGAUGACUCGAUCGCCGUGGGAAUGAUCAAACACGAAGGGAAGAUUGAAUAUGUUAACGAUGUUCGCAACAUUACCAGGAAACAUCUGGCUGAGUGGGGUCCGUUUGAUCUGCUGAUUGGUGGCAGCCCGUGCAACGACCUGUCCAUGGUCAACCCUCUACGAAAAGGACUGUUUGAGGGCACCGGAAGACUCUUUUUUGAGUUUUAUCGUAUUCUGAACUUUUUGAAGCCAAAGGAGGGAGACGACCGUCCUUUCUUCUGGUUAUUCGAGAACGUGGUUUUCAUGAGUGCCCAUGACAAAUCAGACAUCUGCCGGUUCCUGGAGUGUAAUCCAAUUCUUAUUGAUGCAGUGAAAGUCAGUCCGGCUCAUAGAGCUCGCUACUUUUGGGGAAACCUACCUGGCAUGAACAGACCUCUUUCCUCGUUCAUUGAUGACAAAGUCAACCUUCAGGAUUGUUUGGAAGUUGGGCGCAAGGCAAUGUUUGAGAAAGUUCGCACAAUCACAACAAAGUCCAACUCCAUAAGGCAAGGGAAGGUAGGCUCGCUCCCCGUCACCAUGAACGGCAAAGAGGACUACCUGUGGUGCACCGAAAUGGAACAGAUCUUUGGCUUUCCCAAACACUACACGGAUGUGAACAACAUGGGCCGGGGGCAGAGGCAGAGAGUACUGGGUCGCUCCUGGAGCGUCCCGGUCAUCCGUCACCUGUUCGCUCCGCUGAAGGAUUAUUUUGAAUGUGAAUCAGGGCAGUGAGGUGACUCAGAGUAGUGCUAACCCAAAUGCCUUAUACCUCCAAUGUGCAGAUUCACCGCUCUUGUCAUCAAAAGACCUCAGUUAGUAUCGUCAGCUCUUGAAUCGUGUCGUUUGUGUUCUUCCUGUUUUUGUGUUUGUUUGUGAAAUCAUGCUGUGAUGUCAGAGCACUGGCCUGCGUCGCCGAGUGAGAGGAGGCGGCCAGCCCGCUCUCUUUGGGCUUUACUCGGGUUUUCGGUGACCCUAACACCGGUUCAUGUUCACAUUGUGGGAUCACCAUGGUAAUGGAGAAAGCUAAAUUCAGAGGACAAAAGUUAGACAAAAAGUUUGAUAAAUUGCAGUUUUAGAUUACAUAUCACUUUUUAAUCCUCCCACUGUCUUCAUGGGUGACCCGCCAGGAAAGUUGACCAUUGAGCAGGAUUGAUGGUUUAUCCCUUGAGAUCCACGUGGCAGGGGUGAGAUGGUGCUCACUCCUCACCCCUGCCACGUGGACCCAAGGGAUAUACCAUCAAUCCUGCUCAAUGGUCAACUUUUCUCGCGGGGUCACACCCAUUAGGACAGUGGGAGGGUUAAAGGUUUACUAAAAUAUGAACUCAUCAUAUGGCAACAAACAAUAACGUUUCGGUUCCUGAUGGGAGCAUGCUGGCUGUUUUAAGCUCUUUCUAGCCCCAGCAUCACACUGAGAGACCAGCACUGAGCUUAGGUUACCCAGGUGGUCACAACCAAACUGAACAUGCAGCUCUUUUCUCGGUCCAAGUGGCCUGUAACCCUGUAAGCAGGUUGCAUUUAACAAUGUGUCUUAUUGAAGUUUUAAGUGUAUUUAUUAUGUUUGGUCAUCUCAUAGCAGAAACGUUUUUAAUGAGUCAGUUCCACCAGUGAGCUUGGUGUCAGCUACUUAAAGAGCCCUGGAACACUUUUGUCCCUUUUCCAGCAGCACCAGUCAGCGCGACUCAAAUGGGUUCGGCCCGCUGAAGGAUUAUUUUCAGGGUGAAUCGGCUCGGGCAGCAGGCAGACGCUCUGGAGCAACCAGUGGCUCCGCCCCCUAGCCGAUCAGUGGCCGACUGUGUCAGACGCUGUGUUUUUGGAAUUUCUGUACACUAGCAACCAGAACGCAGUUGGCACUGAAAAGCUGGGGGGGGGGGGGGGGGGGG
Molecule: messenger RNA, 5634 nt
Organism: Nothobranchius furzeri (turquoise killifish)
Lineage: Eukaryota; Metazoa; Chordata; Actinopteri; Cyprinodontiformes; Nothobranchiidae
Gene: dnmt3ba
Product: DNA (cytosine-5-)-methyltransferase 3 beta, duplicate a
Biological process (GO): negative regulation of transcription by RNA polymerase II
Cellular component (GO): nucleus
Molecular function (GO): DNA (cytosine-5-)-methyltransferase activity, acting on CpG substrates; protein binding; DNA binding
Source: RefSeq, a predicted model, not a curated record